AUGUCGAAUCUGUCCCUCUUGACCCAACCACAAAGCACAUCCACCGAGCCAUUCCCCCCCGCCGCCCUCGCAAAGCCACCCAGACCAGUCUCUGCGCCUUGUCCAAACUUUUCAAAGCCCAUAGCAGCCGACCCUCUACCGGCAACCGAUUCAAAAUCCGUCGGCGCCCAUGAAGUCCAGGCUAGAAUCCAAGCUGCAAGAAGGAGCCUGACUGCUGCACAACCCCCGACUGAAGCUUUCCAACGCAAACUCGACCAGUCUCCCGACCUCAUCCACCCAGCCUUGCGCGCUAGGAGCGGAGUGACGCCAAAUGGCGACCGUGCUCGUAGCCUCAAGUCGAGAAGCAAGCAAGAUCAAUCCAUCGACGCAGUCAUACGCCGCUUGUCUGCCGAGAUCGAUAGUGGACAGCUGAACCUCGCGAGAGAUGUGCCUCCAGUGCCUGCGUUGCCCGCAUUCCACUCGCCUGCAUCCGGCCGUCCGCGAUCAUAUCAACCCGCAAGUAGCAGGUCUUCUGUGACGAAGAGGCGAAGCCCGCUUUCGAUUGUGUCAUCUGCAGACGUUGCAGACUCCGAGGAAACUCCAUGCCAUACCUCAGGACAGACGUCGACGCAAACAUCCAGGCAGACAUCGAGGCGAACCUCUACCUCAGCCUCUUCUCAUGAUGACGACAAGCCCGCAAAGAUCCGAGUGAUUAGUCUGGAAUCCCACAAAGCAGGCCACGUCCAACAGCAACAACAACAAUCCGCACGUCAGUCGUCGCCUUCAACAUCAUCAUCAUCACCACCAACCAUCUCCCACUCCAAACCCCAACGAGUUAAGAGCCGCAGCCCGUGGCACACAAUUUCGCGACGACGAAUACUUUGCUUUGUUUAA
Messenger RNA from Bipolaris victoriae FI3, 873 nucleotides. RefSeq lists its product as hypothetical. The transcript has 4 exons. The coding region runs from base 1 to 873 and encodes 290 amino acids. NCBI's taxonomy places the organism in Eukaryota, Fungi, Ascomycota, Dothideomycetes, Pleosporales, Pleosporaceae. The record is from RefSeq and is a predicted model, not a curated record.